CUCCAUUGAUGCCUACUGUACCGGUCGGUAAAAUUGCUCACUAUGAUUGAUGUAUAUCAUUUGCUUUUAGCGUUGAUCUAUCCUACUCUUGUUUUCUAGUGUACGUUGGGAUAUUAUGGAUUCAAAUUUCGAUCCUUUCGCCCAGUUGUACGGGAGGCUGAUGGAUGAGAACGAGAGCGAAUGCUGCAAAGCCGAGGAAUGGAAGUUUUUCACCCUUAGCUACAAUGCUGGUCAGACUGCGGAGCUUGAGGUGGUUGGGAUGGAUAUUUGUGGGAUUGAUGAUUGGGUUGAAAAAAUGAUAUCGUCCAACAAGACUCCAGGUGUUGAUCUUCUCCUCGCGAGACACAGUCAGCUAGGACGACAAGACGUCCCAGCUCGAUGGAUGCCCUUCCGACCCGCACACUUCAGAAAAGUCUUCAGAGGUCUCUCUCUCCACGAAGACUUCUACGAUUUUCGCACCUACGCUAGUGAAUCGGGCGGGCUUGCUUACCAUUCUUGGAGAGACCCGAAAGGUGAAUUAAUCGGUCUCAAAUUCUUAAUCCGCUCCGCCCAUUCCUCCGUAACCACCCACGGCUCAAAUUGGUCCUUCGCACUUACCUGGCAUGCUAGCACUGGCCGCACAACCGGUUUCCUAGACGGUAUUGCUGACAUAGACAUGUCCGACUUGGAAAAAUACUUGAAAUCCGCAUCACCACAACUCGGGCAUCCGCUUAUGCUUCCAGAAAUCCUACUGGAUAUGAUAACCAUGCACCUCAACCUUCGAAUCCGCCUCCCGGAAGAGCAGAAACACUUCGCUGAUGAACGACGAACCGGCGUCUCGCACGUAUAUCCAUUUAAUACUGUGUGGAAUUUUAGCUUCAGCGAGUUUAGGGAGACGAUGCAGCGCGCGACUACGUUUAAUACGACGUUAGCGUAUCUGCAGAGGAGAUUUAAGUUCGCGACGCAGCUUGCGAGGAAGCUGGUAGAAGUGUUAGAAGAGAUAGAGGGGUGUCUGGAGGUGGAUAAGGAUGGGGAUGGAGGGAGGAGGUUAGGUUUGGAGAUAGGUGGUGUGGAAAGAAAAGAGAGGUUUAGGAAUCGAAUCGGGUUGUUGGAGAAUUUUGAGUGUCAGGUUGAGUGUAUGCAGAAGAGGAACGAGAAUACUAUUGCUGUGCUCUGCACAGUCCUCUCCCAAAUCGACUCUAAAACCCAGGUCGAAAAGGCGGAAACCCAAGUCGAAAUGGCAAAAGCGCAAGUCGAGAUGGCGAAAGCUAGUUUACAAAUCGCACAAGCUGUUCGUGGUGAUGCGAUACCAAUGCGGACGAUUGCUUAUGUUACUUUGCUGCUGCUCCCCGGGACGUUUAUUGCAGCAAUCUUCGGAAUGAACUUCUUCCAAUUCGACACUUCCACGCGCCAGCUCAUUGUUGCGAAGUCCUUAUGGCAGUACUUCGCUUUCGCGGUCCCGGUCACGGUUCUCACAGUUGCUAUCUGGAAUUAUUGGGUGCGGUGGGAGAAGUCGAGGGAAGGGGACAUAAAUAGUGCUAGUGGGGCGGAGCAAUGGUGUUGGGAAUGGGGAUGAGAAUGCGAGUGGGUGCCAGAGGGGAGCAGAAGCGGCGUGGAAGUGGGCGAGGACAUGAACAUAUGCAGACUAUACUGCUGCUCGCAUUUCCGGAGAUAUUUCCGGGGUUUGUGCGGAGAUUUGGUGGUAGGAAACUGAUAGAUGCGAAUGUGGAGUUGGUUGCUGCG
Lindgomyces ingoldianus is the source of this 1722-nucleotide messenger RNA. RefSeq lists its product as uncharacterized. The transcript has 6 exons. The record is from RefSeq and is a predicted model, not a curated record. NCBI's taxonomy places the organism in Eukaryota, Fungi, Ascomycota, Dothideomycetes, Pleosporales, Lindgomycetaceae. The coding region runs from base 116 to 1555 and encodes 479 amino acids.